Messenger RNA from Aspergillus oryzae RIB40, 429 nucleotides. RefSeq lists its product as uncharacterized. The transcript has 3 exons. Lineage: Eukaryota; Fungi; Ascomycota; Eurotiomycetes; Eurotiales; Aspergillaceae. The coding region runs from base 1 to 429 and encodes 142 amino acids. The record is from RefSeq and is a predicted model, not a curated record.
AUGCAGUUUAAACUCUCCGCCCUUACUGCCCUCUUGGCAGCGUCCGCCUCAGUGUAUGCUGACAGUAUUAGCGGCUCAAAAGUCACAAACAUUCUAGACACCCUUACGAAAGGUGCCAGAGACCUGAACAGCAGCCUCCAGAGCACUCAGGACGCUAGCUCAACUGGCCAGACGAUUCUUAGCGGCGAACAGAAGGCCAUGGCUGAGAAGCAAGAUGCUCUUUUGUCACUUGCAGCAGAAGGUGAUCGUCGUGUCGCUCCGAAAGACCAAAGCGCCGUUUGCCAAUCCCUCCUGACCUCAACUGCCCGAUGUAGUACUUCAAGGCUGAACAGGAGCUUCUCCUCACUAUCAUUGAGAAGAGGGAGAUUAUCCAGUUUCCCCUCGGGACUGCACCCAUUGCGACCGCACUGGGCGCCGACCAGGAAAUGA